AUGGAAGACACUUUUAAGCGCCAUCGUCAAACCCUAGACAAACCUCAUUCCCUCACCACUAACGACCGCCGGCGCCCUCAUGACAACGGAGAUCUCAGUACAGAGGAAGGCAACUCCGAGAUGUGGAACAACUUCUCCAACAGAUUCCGACAGGUGCAAUUGGUGUUGAAUCGGAACAGAUCCUUGACACAACAAGUCAAUGCAAAUCAUCAGUCGAGAACGAAUGACAAUAUGGUGCAAAACGUGAGCCUGAUUCAGGAGCUUAAUGGCAACAUUUCUAAAGUAGUUUCUCUCUAUUCUGAUAUUUCCACCAAUUUUUCAACCAUGUUUGGUCAAGAAAAUGACGCCAUUGGAGAAGAAACCAACAACCAGAGACAUCAUUGA
This is a messenger RNA of Solanum verrucosum, 384 nucleotides long. Its product is annotated as protein EARLY FLOWERING 4-like. The transcript has a single exon. The coding region runs from base 1 to 384 and encodes 127 amino acids. Gene Ontology annotation, cellular component: nucleus. The record is from RefSeq and is a predicted model, not a curated record. Gene Ontology annotation, biological process: positive regulation of circadian rhythm; entrainment of circadian clock. NCBI's taxonomy places the organism in Eukaryota, Viridiplantae, Streptophyta, Magnoliopsida, Solanales, Solanaceae.